This is a messenger RNA of Eremothecium cymbalariae DBVPG#7215, 1407 nucleotides long. It is a transcript of the gene NCS2, whose product is annotated as Ncs2p. Gene Ontology annotation, cellular component: cytosol. Gene Ontology annotation, molecular function: tRNA binding; sulfurtransferase activity. The transcript has a single exon. The record is from RefSeq and is a predicted model, not a curated record. Lineage: Eukaryota; Fungi; Ascomycota; Saccharomycetes; Saccharomycetales; Saccharomycetaceae. Bases 1 to 1407 code for a protein of 468 amino acids. Gene Ontology annotation, biological process: tRNA wobble position uridine thiolation.
AUGGCAGAGGUUCAGUUGUGCCGAAGGUGCAAACAAAACGUGGCAUCGGUAGUUUCUAGACAGGAUAGUUUCUGCAAUGAAUGCUUUGUUAGGUUUGUCUCAUUGAAACCCCGCAAGCAGUUGGUUCUGGAUGGGUACUAUCAGGAUAUUUUUAAAGUAUUAUAUGCUGAUAAGCAGCGAUCUGCGGAGGAGGCAGAUUCAGAAAAUGGUCGUUCUACCGUUUUGGUUCCUUUGUCUCUUGGUUCGUCGUCGCUGGCAAUGCUGCAUAUCUUGGAUAGGGUUCUGGCAGAGCAAAAGGAGAUGCAUCGUGGAAAGGUGGGGUUUAGGGUUCAUGUUUUGGUUUGUUAUUUUGCCGGGGAAUUGUAUGAUAUGGUGUAUAGGUUGAAUAGGCUGAAGCAGGAGAAGCUGAGCGAUAAUCUGGAUUGCAUCAGUUUUUCCUUACUAGAUGUAAAUCAGUUUUUCACUCAUGCUGAUGAAAUGCAUUCAAUUCUGUUAGACUACGAAGAUUAUACUGCGAAAUGUGUGGAGCAUCGAUCUACUUACUCCUUGACGGACCUUUUGAGCGUAUGCCCGAAUAAGUCUUCUUGCGAAGAUGUUAUCGGUAUGGUUAGGACGCAUCUAAUAAAGUCGUAUGCCUGCCAAAGGGGAAUGAAGGCUAUUUUGUGGGGUCAUUCGAUGACCAGGGUUGCCGAUGAGAUCAUCUCACUAGUUGUUAAGGGACGAGGUUCAGAAAUCGCUACGAAGCUGAAUACUACCGAUAUGGAUUCGGAAUUUGGCUCUACGUUUAAAAAUCUUUAUCCAUUAAAGGAUGUUCUUCUUUCAGAGGUAGAUGCUUAUUGCCAUAUAUCUGGUUUAGGCCCAUAUAUAUACAACUAUGAUCUGCAAGACACUCUACUUAUUACUAAGCUAUAUGAACACGGUGACAACCCCAAACCAGUUAAAAUGGCAAAAAAUUUGACAAUUAAUGAAUUGGUGAGGCAAUAUUUUGAUUCGAUUGAGAGUGAUUACUCGAAUGUGAUUUCCACUGUUGUGAAAACGGGUGGGAAGUUUGAUAAACCUGUAAAUAUGCUGUCAGAAGAUAGCCGCUGUAUAUUGUGCCACAGCAAUGUUCAUGUAGACGGACCAUCUUGGUUGAAGGCUAUCACGGUGAAUAAAGGCCAUCCGGUAGAAACACAAGAAGAAGAGGAAUUGUUACAAAUGUGGGAAAGCCAACUGGGUGAGCAAUCUGCUAAUUUAAAUUUAAAAGCGCAAAUAUGGUGCGCCGGUAAGGAUGCGCAGUUGUGUUAUGGAUGCAUUGUUAUUUUAAAUGGUUUUAAAAAUAGAAACAUAAUUUGGCCAGCCACAGGGGAACAAGAACUGGCUGAAAUAUUGGAAGAAUUUGUACUUACUGAUAAUGAUGAGGGCUAA